This is a messenger RNA of Arctia plantaginis, 1542 nucleotides long. The record is from the annotation of a GenBank genome assembly. Lineage: Eukaryota; Metazoa; Arthropoda; Insecta; Lepidoptera; Erebidae.
AUGAGUCUAGCAUCAGAAAGCGAUAGCGACUAUGUGGAUGAGUCUGAAUGGCAAAAUGAAACACGGCUGUGUGGAGUGGUACUUCGGGAGGUAUUCCCCUGGCUUAGCGGAGCAGAUUUGGCGCGCGCCGGUGCCACUUGUCGCGCUUGGCGUCGCGCCGCCUGCGACCCACCGCUGUGGCGUCAGCUGCUGCUGAGAGACGGAUAUUUACCCAAUCUGCUCCAGAAACCGCCUCCUGACAUGGAAACGGUCUCGUGGAGAGAAGAAUAUGUAACGGCCUGCGCAGGCUGGAAAUUAGAGAAGCAGCAUGUCGUCGCCGCUGGCGGAGUGUCGCUGUUGCAUGCCGCACUUGCUCCUAGUCACGACACACUCGCGCUCUCUACUGACGACGCGUCACUCAUAGUGUGGCGGUGCGAGCACGGCGAGUGGUGUGAGUUGUGGCGUUCGGAAUUGCGCUCACGUGGCUGGGCCAGCUUGGCGCGCGUGCUCUGGGCCCGUAUAGGGAAUCGCCUUUUGCUGACCGGCCCUCGAGUACUCAUCGAUGACUGGGAGCUGAUGGUGCUCCAAUUGGACGAGGACUACAGAGGAGGAUGCGUGUUGAGCCGCGUGCGUUGCAGUGCCGGCGCCGCCGGUUGCUGGGCCGAUGCGGGCGACACUUUCUUAUCGUUGGAGCUGAGAGUCCUAGCUCCUGGAAUCGCUUGCACCACGGUCUGGUUGAACGCUGCCACUCAGGAAACGCAGUCGGAGUACGCCGGCGUGAGGUCGCCACUGUUGAGGAUCUUCAACGAGGGCGGCGCGCAUAUCACGCACGCUCUCGUGGCUAAUACGGAGCCGGACGGUCGGCGAACCUUGAUAACGGGUUCGGCACGCGGGUUGGGCGCGUGGCCCGUGGUCGAGCCGCGCCCGCAGCCUCUGCUGGCUGGAGCGCCGGGCGAGCUGGCGGAGCGCGUACAACGCCGCCGAGCGCGGCGCGGCUCGCCCGAGGAGCCCGCGCCUGCGCCCGACGAGGCCAGCGUGCGCGCCGCUUGCGCCCCGCCGGACCGAGAGUGUCCCCUGGCCGCGCCUCUCAUCGGGCUUGUAUUGCACGACAGCGGGCGCUGGGUGUGCGCGGUGUGUAGCGACGGCAGCGUGACUUUCGUUUGUACCCGCACACUGGCGAUACUGAGAGAGUGCCGCGCGCCAGCGGCGGGGGCCGGACCCGCCGCCGCCGCCGCGUUUGGCCCGCAGCACUACGUUCAGCCCGCAGUGUCGGCUUACUACGCAGCGAGUCCAGCAGGCGGGUACUCGCCGCGGGUGUGGACGUGGUCGCUGCGUAGCGGCGCGCGGCAGUGCGUGGGGUGUGCGGGGGGUGGUGCGGGUGGUGCGGGGGGUGGUGCGGGGCAGCGCGGCGCCGCCGUGUGCGCGCUGCUCCCGCGCGCGCCCGCCGCCCGCGCCGCGCUGCUCACGCUGGCGGCCGACACGCUCUAUGUGUGGCGGAGUCGCGCGACGCUUCAGUCGCCCCCCGGGGGAGACUCGUGCUGCAGCACUGAGCCCGGGCCGUAG